AUGACUCCAUUAUCAAGGAAAACCAUACAACAUUUCACCCAUUCUCAUUCAUUACGAGAAGUUUCAGCCGACUCCGAGAUCCUUUGCGGUGGUUGCAAGACUCUAGGUUCCAGCUUCCGCUAUGGACGUGAACUCUGUGAUUUUGAUCUCCAUGAUCACUGUGGAACCUGCCCUAUGGAACUGUGCAGCAUUUGUGAUUUCGAUGUGCACCCUCUUUGUACCCAAUUGCCAGAAGAUGUGCGGCAUGCGAUGCAUCCAUAUCAUCCUCUGAGGCUGCAACGAUCAGUGCCUGGCAAGUGCAUGGUCUGCAAUGAUACAUGCAAGUCUUGGCAUUAUAGAUGUGGGCUUUGCAGCUUUGAUCUUCACCUCGAGUGUGUCUUAUCACCUUGCAAGGGUGCAAUGCCGACAACGUCAACGGCUCGAUCUUUGAAAACACCAAUGCCACCACCUUCGCCUGUUUUCAGUCAUUGUUAUGGUUAUGGCUAUGGGGCCAAUCCAUUUCCACCACCUCCGAACUCUGCAUAUGCUUACGGGGUCCCUGUUGCACCACCCUAUUUUGGUCCUUAUGAUCAUGAUGGUUAUGGAAUCCUGUCUAGCUCGUUCCAAACCAACUUCCAUUGUCAGCAUGGUAAUAGCAGUCAAGGUCAAGGAGGUGCUGGAAAGGUUCGAAAGAAAAUGUAUGCAAUUGCUGGGAAACUGGCUCUUGGAGUGCUUUCAAACGUUGUGUUUGGAACCUUGUCACUGUGA
Hibiscus syriacus is the source of this 747-nucleotide messenger RNA. RefSeq lists its product as uncharacterized. The coding region runs from base 1 to 747 and encodes 248 amino acids. The record is from RefSeq and is a predicted model, not a curated record. The transcript has 2 exons. NCBI's taxonomy places the organism in Eukaryota, Viridiplantae, Streptophyta, Magnoliopsida, Malvales, Malvaceae.